Messenger RNA from Nelumbo nucifera (sacred lotus), 2265 nucleotides. RefSeq names its product sucrose nonfermenting 4-like protein. NCBI's taxonomy places the organism in Eukaryota, Viridiplantae, Streptophyta, Magnoliopsida, Proteales, Nelumbonaceae. The record is from RefSeq and is a predicted model, not a curated record.
AGAAAUUCUUUUCACGCCAGCAUAGCAAAAAUGGCAAAGAGAAUAAAGCGAAUUUAGAAACAGAAUUUGCGAGGGUACCUAAACCACCCAAACCCCAAACGGGUUAAUAUUUAAUAAUUUCCGGUAAUCUUUCGGAAGGAGAAGCGAUGGAGUGAGGUUGUUCCCUCCGCCGUCCAUGGUGUCGGAUAUCCAGCUCCACUCACUUCUUCUAGCUCUCAUUUACUUUAAACUCAGGUGCAUUGCUGGAUUUUCGGGCAUAGUCUGACGUACGCCGCAUCCGCCUUUUGUCUUGGGGGGAAAAAGGGCGGGCGAGGUAAAGCGACUAUAAAGAGAAUCUCAUUCUGCAACUGGGAAACUUCUUUUCCUCCCAUUGCAAAAUAGAGGAUUUAUGGGUUUACCUUUACAAUCGCCAGGGAUUUUCAUAUUCGCCACCAGUAGUGUCCAACGUGAAAUUGAGUGAGGCUGUCGUUUCUGCUAGGGCUUUUAAUCCGUUUGUCAAAGUUCAAUAGGCUUGUUUGUUAGUUCUGGGUUUCUGCAAUUAGGAUCUUGGGUGCCGUAAUCGUUAGGUUUGUGUACCGUGGGGUCCUCCAACAGUGGGAGAGUCCCCUGAUUCGACUAUCGACCUCGUUGAAUUGCCAAUAUCUUUUUUUUUUCUGUUUCGGAUUUUCGAUGUAAUUAGUUGGUAUCGGAAGCAUUAAAUUAUUCGUAGCGAUGGUUCUGACAAUAUUUGAAUGGCCAUAUGGUGGUCAACAUGUCUUCCUUACCGGAUCUUUCACAAGUUAUAUGAUCAGGUGGACUGAGCAUAUUCGUAUGACUCUCAUGGAGAAUUCUGGAACGGUUUUCCAGGCAAUUUGGGAUCUAACGCCCGGGUAUCAUCAGUACAAAUUCUUGGUUGAUGGUGUAUGGCGGUUCAAUGAGCAGGAGCCUUGCGUUACUGAUGAGUAUGGGGCAGUGAAUAAUAUUAUAUUUGUGAAGGAACUGGAGUUUGCCCCUUCAAUUUUACAUAAUGAGGCUCCUAAAUCUGGCAUGGAUGUUGAUAAUGGCAUCUUUCAGCACCCGGCUUCAUUGUCAGGUGGCAUGCACCAGGAACCAGUCUCACAGAUUUUAGAUGGUGAUAUAGAUGCUUUCCGUCGCCAUCUUUCCAUACUAUUGUCAAGAUAUACAACAUAUGAAUUGCUUCCUAUGUCGGGCAAGGUUGUUGCCUUGGAUCUUAUAUUGCCUGUUAAACAAGCAUUUCAUAUUAUGUAUGAACAGGGACUUUCCGUUGUACCUAUUUGGGAUGACUGCAACAGACAGUUCUGUGGCAUGUUGACCGCUUCUGACUUCAUUUUGAUCUUAACAGAGCUUCAUAAUAAUGUUACAAUGCUGACUAAUGAAGAACUUGAAAUGCAUUCAAUUUCGGCUUGGAAAGAAGGGAAGCUUCAAAUUCGUAGAGCAUCUGAUGUUCCUGUGCAAUCACCAAUUAGGAGGCCUUUGGUCCAAGCUGGUCCACAUGAGUCUCUACAAGAUGUAGCUUUGAAGAUUAUUCGGAAUAAGAUAUCAGUUAUUCCCAUCAUCCAUUCAUCACAAGAUGGGUCAUCAUCACAGUUACUACACCUUGCAUGCCUAUCGGGAAUAUUAAAAUAUAUUUGCAGGCAUUUGAGAUACUCUCGUGGAGUUCUUCCUCUUCUGCAAAAACCUAUUGGCAGGCUUCCUUUGGGUGCAUGGGUGUCAGAAGCGGGAAGAGCAAAUGGGUGCCAAUUAACAACAUUACAACUGGAUAGUCCUCUAAGUGCUGCCCUUAAUUUGUUAAUAGAAGCUCAAAUAAGUUCCAUACCCGUUGUUGAUGAAAAGGGGUCUCUUAUCGAUGUAUACACUCGGAGUGAUAUUACCUCAUUGGCUAACAACAGUGUGUAUGCUCAUAUCCGCCUGGAUCAAACAAGUUUGCGUGAAGCUCUGGAACUGGUAUACAAAGCAACUGAUGCCACUUAUGCCCACAAACGAUGCCAAACAUGUUUACGUUCUGAUUCUCUUCAUGAUGUUAUGGAACGUCUCUCAGAUCCAGCGGUGCGGCGGCUCAUUGUCAUUGAAGCUGGUAGCAAGCGCGUGGAAGGCAUUAUCUCAUUGAGAGAUGUAUUUAAUUUUCUACUGAACUAAAGCUCUCUUGUAAAUUCUUUCCCAUGAUGUUCAAGUUUUUUCAGCUUCUUUGAUUUGAAAAAUAAUAAAUCUUUUAGUAGAAUAAUCAAUCAAGUAAAUGUUGUUAUAUAUAAAAAGGCCAUUACCCAA